GCCACCUGUAGUUUCUAUGUUUGGGUAGCGCUGGAGGUUAAAGUAGUACCCACGGCAGCUACGUCAAGCUGUAUUUUUUUUAUAUUGCGUCCUACAACCACAACCACUACUACUACCAUAUAACAUAACCCCUAUGGACCAUCCUGUUGUACGACGGGAGUCCUCACCACACCCGCAAUGUGGCUCGCACAGGAGAAGAGGCGAUGUAUAAUCACCAUACUCUCGCCUGCGCUACUGAUAGCAAGCUAUGCACAAGGUCAACCAGACUCUAGCCUUUCCAUCACUCAAGAUGUCGCAAAACCCGCCUCGAGUACGGCGACGGCCGAGCCUACCUGCGAAUCGAGGACGGUGAACUACAUUACCCAUACAUUGCCUCAGCAGUGUCUCACGUCUGCGCCUUCGGCCUUUUCGACCCCGGGGACCGUUAGCGCCACCGUUACGUCUUCUGCUGCCGACUCAACUUCCAGCCUUAGUACCGGCGACGCCGAUCAUGAAGAGGAGCUCGACGCCGACGGCAACGACCUAAGCACCGGCGCUUUCAUGUCCUUCGAGGAAUGGAAGGCCAUGAUGCUCGAGAAAUCAGGCCAAGAAGCCUUGGAACCCAGACACCGCAAGACCAAAGAGACGCAUGGCGAUUAUCCGGGAGAUGACUUUGAUAGUCUAGGAGACGAAGGCGAGGUGUCGCUCGACUUCGACGCGUAUUCGGACAAGAUUUCCGAGCUCGCGUCGUCGACCAGGCCGUCGCAGAAGGAGAAGGAGAAGGAGAGACAGGUCGAGAAAGUGAGCUAUGACGAGGGGCUGGCCCAGAGCUACCGUAGUAAGGAUGCGGGGACGACGUGUAAGGAGAGGUUUUCAUACGCCUCAUUCGACGCUGGCGCGACAAUAAAAAAGGCGAACCCUGGAGCUAAGAACCCCAAGGCCAUCCUAGUCGAGAACAAAGACUCGUACAUGCUCCUCGAGUGUGCUAUGAAGAACAAAUUCGUCAUCGUCGAGCUGAGCGACGACAUCCUAGUCGACACUGUUGUCAUAGCUAACUUCGAGUUCUUUUCGAGUAUGAUACGCCACUUCCGAGUUAGUGUGAGCGAUCGCUAUCCCGUCAAGGAGGAGAAAUGGAAGGUAUUAGGCACUUUCCAAGCCCGUAAUUCCAGAAAUAUCCAGCCUUUUCUAGUCGAGAACCCCCAAAUCUGGGCCAAGUAUCUACGGAUCGAGAUCCUGACCCAUUAUGGUAACGAGUAUUAUUGUCCCGUAUCCUUGCUACGAGUUCAUGGCACGCGCAUGCUCGACUCGUGGAAAGAAGCCGAUCCUGCCGAUCUUGAAGUUGAGGAUGACAGCAGCAAGACCGUAUCUGAAGCUGCUGAGGAAACUGUUGUGGUGACCGAAGUUGAGCCUGAAGAAGUCGAGGUGGCUGAACCUCCCCGGUCCGAGAGCCAGGUGGUAAACUUAGAGCAGAGUGUUUUCAUUCCUUACUGGGACAAGUCAUAUUUCUACCACCAAUACCCCUUUGACAUGACGUGCGCCGACUCUGAUGAGAAAGAGUUUACGUCCAAUAACAAGGAGGAGCACUCUCAAAACACAACCGCGGGUGAACCCCAAUCUACAGAGCCCACAGAAACGACGUCUUCAGUCAAUGCAGGUACAUCUUCGUCUGGAGCCUCGACGACGCAGUCUACUAGCCAGACCAUCACCGAUUCAGGGAGAACAACCUCUCCUAACGAUUCUGGGGAGACGUCAGCAAGCACGACCACCACUGAAAGUUCAUCAGAGACCGUGUCGAGCACGACGUCCACCCAGGAUACGAGACCAGCUACUGCCACCACUCCAGAGACACCCACCACCAUCACACCCCCAAGCCUCGCAAAGACAGCCAGCGCGCAAUCGUCCCCUAAGAGCCGGACACCCGCUUCCACGUCUCUGAAACCGCCUUCCUCGCGGUCCGUCACCGUGUCCAAGGGCCAGCCCUCCGGCUCCGCCACGGCGCCGCGCAACAAGACCGGCACGGCCACGACGUCGUCGCCCGCCUCGGCGCCCACGAUCCAGGACUCGUUCUUCAAGGCGCUUAACAAGCGCAUCCAGGCGCUCGAGUCCAACACGACGCUAUCGCUGCAGUACAUCGAGUCGCAGUCGCGCUUCCUGCAGGAGGCGCUCGCGCGCCUCGAGCGGCGCCAGGUCGCCAAGGUCGACCUCUUCCUCGACACCCUCAACAAGACCGUGCUCGGCGAGCUGCGCGAGGCCCGCACCCAGUACGACCAGAUCUGGCAGUCGACCGUCAUCGCGCUCGAGACCCAGCGCGAGCAGUCCGAGCGCGAGAUCGUCGCCCUGUCCUCGCGCCUCGGCGUCCUCGCCGACGAGGUCGUCUUCCAGAAGCGCAUGGCCAUCGUCCAGUCCGUCCUGCUCCUCGGCUGCCUCGUCCUCGUCAUCUUCUCCCGCGGCGGCAUCGCCUCCGUCGCCGCGGACGCCUACUACCCCAGCGAGCGCUUCCUCGGCGCCGUCUCCCCCUCCCGCCUCGUCGCCUCCUCCCCGCUCUUCCCCUCUCCGCCUCAGCCUCAGCGUGGGUCACAACAACAUACUCACCACCACCACCGUCCCAGCCCCGACCUCCCCCUCCUCUCCGUAGAGGAAGCGAGCCCCGAGGUCCGCCCGCGCCGCAGCCCGAGCCAGAGCCAGGCUACCGAAUCCUCUUCGCACUCGCCAUCCUCGCUGCGCCACCGGCCCAGGAGGAACUCGCGCGCCACGUCGACCGAGUCGACGAGCCGCCACCGCCGGCCCUCGACCGAGUCCGCGCCCGCGCCCCCCGCGGGCUUCUUCCGCGCCGCCACCCCGUCGAGCGUCGUCGACAUGGGGGGCUACGACUCCGAGCCCGCUAUGACGACUCCCGGUAGAGGGGGCGACGAGAAUCAUCACGGCAGGGGCGGGGACGGGAAUGGUAAUGGGAAUGGGGACUACUACGCGACGAGCGGCGAUGACUCUGCGGCCGGGAAGGGUGGCGUAGGCCCGUCUUAUUCCGAGGUGCUGGCUAGGAAGUCGGAGAGGCAGCUCACGCCCUCCUCGGACGUCGACGGCGCAGAGUAUAUCCCCAUAUCGAGCAGGCCGCCCCUGACGCACAGCACUUCGGCGCGGAAGCCUCUGCCUGCUUUGCCAGAGGAUCCUGAUUAGAAUAUGUAUAUCCACCUAUGUACGUAGUCUGUGUAAAUCCUACUUUAUAGCUACGAAUAAUGAGACCAUGAAAAAAGAAAAAAAAAAGGCACGCUUAUCGUCAG
Molecule: messenger RNA, 3257 nt
Organism: Annulohypoxylon truncatum
Lineage: Eukaryota; Fungi; Ascomycota; Sordariomycetes; Xylariales; Hypoxylaceae
Exons: 1
Coding region: 178-3153 (991 amino acids)
Biological process (GO): protein folding in endoplasmic reticulum
Cellular component (GO): membrane; cytoplasm
Source: RefSeq, a predicted model, not a curated record